AAACCAAGCUUGAAGCGUAUGCUUUCCCUGUAAGGCGAGAAUUAUUAGUACAUGGAAGUUUAAACCAUGGGCGCCGCUAUAAUUAUCUAAAUAAAAGUUCGAGACAAGCCUCCUGCUUGGUAGAAACCCUAGGGCUGCGUUUUAACGACGGGGGACGAUGGAGUUCUCUCAAAGCGACUUUGAUCGGCUUUUGUUGUUCGAGCACGCUCGUAAAACUGCUGAAACACAAUAUGCCGUUGACCCCCUGGAUUCUGAGAAUCUAACCAAAUGGGGGGGAGCAUUGCUCGAAUUAUCUCAAUUUCAAAGUGUUCCAGAUGCAAAGAAGAUGAUAAAUGAUGCCAUUUCGAAGUUGGAGGAGGCAUUGACCAUAAAUCCCGCCAAAGGUGAUGCUUUAUGGUGCAUAGGAAAUGCCCACACGUCAUAUGCGUUUUUAGUACCUGAUAUUGAUGAAGCAAAGGUGUAUUUCAAUAAAGCAUCUGAAUAUUUCCAAAAAGCAGCUGAUGAGGAUCCAAGUAAUGAGCUAUACCGCAAGUCGUUGGAAGUUGCAGCUAAGGCUUCUGAGUUGCAUAUGGAGAUCCAUAAACAUGGAAUGAGUCAGCAGACAACAGGUGGAGAAUCGUCUACUUCCUCUAGCAGUAAGAGUUCCAAGAAGAAGAAGAGCAGUGAUCUCAAGUAUGACAUAUUUGGAUGGAUAAUCCUUGCGGUUGGAAUCGUUGCUUGGGCAGGGAUGGCAAAAUCCAAUACUCCAUCUCCUCCUAGAUAACCAUUUUCUUGGCAUGUCUUUGAGAUAACUAUAUUGGUAGCUCUUCUACAAGCUUGAAAUUUUUAGUGAAAGUCUCUCCCAGCUUGAGGUGGAGAAGAGUAACUUAUGCAUUGUGGCAUCCACAUAUCAAUCUUUGACUACUACUGUUCAUUAAUUAAUUUGGUUAGCGUGGUUAUCUUCAUAUGCCGAUUGUGUUUUCCUAGUGGACUUCAAUUUUCGGGAUCUAUGUACGGUGUUGAUUCAUCUGCAUGCAAGGCUGGUUCAGUUUUAUGUCGCUUCAUCCAUCUUGUCUCAUAAAAGGUAUCUUUGUUCAUGAACUCAAAGAAAGUUACUCGGUUCUCUUUCUUUAAGGAUUUGCAAUACAGAUUAGAAAGAUAUCUUAGCAAGAGAUUGUUCGAAACA
This is a messenger RNA of Carica papaya (papaya), 1165 nucleotides long. RefSeq names its product translocase outer membrane 20-2 (gene TOM20-2). Gene Ontology annotation, biological process: protein insertion into mitochondrial outer membrane. NCBI's taxonomy places the organism in Eukaryota, Viridiplantae, Streptophyta, Magnoliopsida, Brassicales, Caricaceae. Gene Ontology annotation, molecular function: protein binding. The record is from RefSeq and is a predicted model, not a curated record. Gene Ontology annotation, cellular component: mitochondrial outer membrane translocase complex.